Molecule: messenger RNA, 1569 nt
Organism: Gamsiella multidivaricata
Lineage: Eukaryota; Fungi; Mortierellomycota; Mortierellomycetes; Mortierellales; Mortierellaceae
Exons: 1
Coding region: 103-1293 (396 amino acids)
Source: RefSeq, a predicted model, not a curated record
UUCCUCCUCCUCCUCCCCUCCCCUCCUUUGAUUCUUCCUUCAUUCCUCUCUGGAACACCCCUUCCACCGCUCGACGAUUCGGGAUCCAACGCAAUAGGAACGAUGACCAGAAACGCAAGUCAAGGUGUCUCCGGCCUGCAGAGGCUGUUCGUUCAAUGCAGAUUCAAACCAGUGCUAGGAUCAACUCUUCAUCUCCAUGAUCCCGUCUCCAGCACCAAGGUUCGUCUGACGGUAACCGCACAAAACGCGUUUGCAGCCAACACUAUCACCCAAUCUCGAUCCCAAUCCCAAUCCCAAUCCCAAUUGCAAUUACAAGCGCAACAUCGCAACUAUUCCACAGGAUCCUCUACAAAUCAAUCCACAGCAACCCCAGCGACUUCAGGAUCGAUUCUGACGACGAACCAUCGCAACGAGAACCCUACGCCCGCCUGGACAAGGGACGACGAUAAAAUGCUCGCAGUUCUCCGACGCAAAAAAUCAGAUCUUGCGCAGAUCCAGAUCUAUAUGCCGCAUCAACCCAUUGCCGUGAUCGAAGCUCGACUAAAAGAACUGGAGACCAAAGCCAAGCAGAAGCCGACCUUCCAACGGUGGACCGCAAAAGAAGACGAGCAGCUGGUGAGGGCCGUGAGAGAAUUUGGGUUGAGUAAUUGGAGUGAGAUCUCGGAUGUGUACUUUUCAUCGACGGAACGUAGCAGACGGAGUGCACGGUCUUGUCAGAUUCGGUGGAAGUUCCUUCAUCCGGACUCGUCCUCCCCUUUGUCCCCUUUCUUGGCAGCAGCAGCAGCAACAACAACAGCAACAACAGCAGCAGAAGCAGCAGAAGCAGCAGUAGAGUCGACAGAGUCAGCAGAAUUAGGAAUUGGGUCAGGAUCAGGAUUAGGAUUAGGAUCAGGGGCGUACAGGACGGGCCCUUGGUCCCCCGAGGAAGUUGAACUCCUCCAAGAACUCGUGAACCCAAACCCGACAGCGGAAGCCCCGAACGACUGGAACGAGAUCUCGCGGGCGAUUGGGACACGAUCUGCACUCCAAUGCCACUCACAGUUCCGGACGGUGUUGCAUUCGGGCACGAAGGGGAAAUGGACGGUGGAGGAAGUGAACAGGUUGUUGGAGGCUAGGGAGUUGUUUGGGGGGGAUUGGCAGAAGGUUGCGAAGCACGUGGGUACAAGGGCUCCGGGACAGGUGCGACAGAAGUGGAAUCAGUUCUCGGAGGAUGUGCUGAGACGACUGCAGGCUAGGCGGCAGAGGGGGAAACAGGGCGAGGAGGAGGAGGAGGAGGAGGGAAGCAAGUCGUAGGGGUGAGGCAGGAAGGGAGGGAAGGACGGGAAAGGAAGGGAGGGCGAGAGGGGCGGGAAGGGGCGAGAGGGCGAGAGAGGGCGAGAGAGGGCGAGAGGUAGGAGAGAAAGUCGAAAAGUGUGAAAGUAGACCGAAAGAAAUGGAAGAAAAGAAGGAUCGUGCGCUUGCUAAAUAUAAAAGAGCGCUUUUGGGGGAACUUGCGUACGACGCAAAAUGGUACUCAGCCCUUGGGUUUGAUCGGACAAAGACUGUCGCUAUAACGCCCUAUUAUUCUUC